CUCUCCGGCUGCUUCCGGUGUGGCGCCGAGGAGGGAGUGAGGGAGCGGUAAGAUGGCGGCAGCGGCGGUGCUGGAGUUCCAGCGCGCCCAGUCCCUGCUCUCCACGGACCGCGAGGCCUCCAUCGGCAUCCUGCACUCCAUAGUGAAACGUGAUGUCCAGGAGAAUGAUGAAGAAGCGGUGCAAGUCAAGGAGCAGAGCAUCCUGGAGCUGGGCUCGCUUUUGGCCAAGACUGGGCAGGCAGAAGAGCUGGGAGGACUCCUGAAGUAUGUUCGACCCUUCUUGAACUCCAUCAGCAAAGCAAAGGCUGCCCGCUUAGUGCGAUCCCUGCUUGAUCUGUUCCUUGAUAUGGAGGCAGCAACAGGACAGGAGGUUGACCUGUGUUUAGAGUGUAUUGAAUGGGCCAAAUCAGAGAAGAGGACUUUCCUACGUCAGGCUCUGGAGGCGAGGCUGGUCUCUUUGUACUUCGAUACCAAGAGGUAUCAAGAAGCACUGCAACUAGGCUCUCAGCUUCUUCGGGAAUUGAAAAAGAUGGAUGACAAGGCAUUGCUGGUGGAAGUGCAGCUGCUAGAAAGUAAGACUUACCAUGCCCUGAGCAAUCUGCCAAAAGCAAGAGCAGCCUUAACCUCUGCACGAACCACAGCCAACGCAAUCUACUGUCCACCCAAGCUGCAAGCAGCGUUAGACAUGCAGUCAGGUAUUAUCCAUGCAGCAGAAGAGAAAGACUGGAAAACAGCUUAUUCAUAUUUUUAUGAGGCGUUUGAGGGAUAUGAUUCAAUUGACAACCCAAAAGCCAUCACUGCGCUCAAAUACAUGUUGCUGUGCAAAAUCAUGCUGAACAUCCCAGAAGAUGUGCAAGCAUUAGUGAGUGGGAAGCUCGCUCUGCGGUAUGCGGGAAGACAGACAGAAGCACUAAAAUGUGUGGCACAGGCCAGCAAGAACCGAUCACUGGCUGAUUUUGAAAAGGCUCUGACAGACUAUAAGGUGGAGCUCAGGGACGACCCCAUCAUUAACACUCACUUGGCUAAGCUCUACGAUAACUUAUUGGAACAGAACCUGAUCAGAGUCAUCGAACCCUUCUCCAGAGUACAGAUUGAACACAUAUCCAGCCUCAUCAAGUUGUCAAAGGCUGAGGUAGAAAGGAAACUGUCACAAAUGAUCUUGGACAAGAAAUUUCAUGGCAUCCUUGACCAAGGCGAGGGAGUCCUCAUCAUCUUCGACGAACCCCCUGUAGACAAAACAUACGAAGCAGCCCUCGAGACUAUUCAGAACAUGAGUAAAGUAGUGGAUUCGCUCUACAACAAAGCCAAGAAGCUAACAUAGAGCUGAAUUUGCUGUCAUGUGGAGCGUGUGUGUGACAGGAGAGUGAAACCUUUGGGAAAUGUUAGGAGACUUGAUUUUUUUUUUCCUUUUUUUUUUCUUUCCUUUUUCUCUUUGUUCUACUUUUCGCUCGGAAAGUUUUUAAACUUCCUCAUCCAGUGCAUCCUGUAUCCAUAUGAUGCGUGUUCCAGUUCCCAUGUAAUCUUUACUGGCCGGACUUUGUAUCUGGGGGGGGAAUAUUGUUUAAACAAAGAGGGUAUUCUAAAUAAAAGGAAAAAGGCUUACGCUACCUAAA
This is a messenger RNA of Melopsittacus undulatus (budgerigar), 1613 nucleotides long. RefSeq names its product proteasome 26S subunit, non-ATPase 11 (gene PSMD11). NCBI's taxonomy places the organism in Eukaryota, Metazoa, Chordata, Aves, Psittaciformes, Psittaculidae. The transcript is spliced from 14 exons. Gene Ontology annotation, cellular component: proteasome regulatory particle, lid subcomplex. Bases 53 to 1321 code for a protein of 422 amino acids. Gene Ontology annotation, molecular function: structural molecule activity; protein binding. The record is from RefSeq and is a predicted model, not a curated record. Gene Ontology annotation, biological process: ubiquitin-dependent protein catabolic process.